Tribolium castaneum (red flour beetle) is the source of this 1746-nucleotide messenger RNA. RefSeq names its product adenosine deaminase 2. Lineage: Eukaryota; Metazoa; Arthropoda; Insecta; Coleoptera; Tenebrionidae. The transcript is spliced from 2 exons. Gene Ontology annotation, molecular function: adenosine deaminase activity. The record is from RefSeq and is a predicted model, not a curated record. The coding region runs from base 213 to 1718 and encodes 501 amino acids. Gene Ontology annotation, biological process: adenosine catabolic process; inosine biosynthetic process.
UUCAGCAAACAGUAUACUAUGCUGUUAUUUCAAAUUAAUUGAAUAUCAGCAAAAACCGUAUUGUAAUUAACACCGGGAAGUAACAGUGUCGUAGUGCUACCAACAGAUCAAGUGAUUUUAAUCAUCUGUCUCUUCAAUAAGUGACAGAUAAGAUAAUUUUCUUGUAUUCCUCAGUAAUCUCAGUACAUUAGCAGUGUCUGAAAUAACAAGUCAUGUUUCCGUUCGUUAUUUUCACACUUGUGACACUAGCAAGUGCCGAUUAUUGGUCAGAAAGAGCCAAACUGGUCACUUCCGACUCAAGCCAGGCCAUUGGUUCGUCAAUAAUCCUAUCACCCAAAGAACAAGAAGUUAACAAAAUUUUAAUGAACCACAAACUCAAAGAAUACGAUGACGGUUUCAAAAACCCACGUACUUUUCUCCCAUCCAUACAUUUCUUCAAGUCAAAGAGUGGAAUUGAACAAUCACCAGUGUUUGACUUUAUACGAAAACUACCAAAAGGGGCAUCGCUUCAUUCACACGACACUGCCCUAGUCUCGCUUGACUAUCUUUACAAUCUGACCUAUCGUGAGAAUUUGUACGGGAGUGUGGUCAAAAACAGACUCCAGUUGCAUUUUUUUGACAAACCACCAACAAGUGACUGGGAAUUGGUGGCAGACCUACGGUCACGCAACACCUCCUUCGAUAAGUUCCUCAAGUCACAAUUGUCCAUAAUUGUGGACGACCCUUCCAGCGAGUAUCCUUCGAUUAACGAUGUUUGGAAUAGAUUUGCGGAGACGUUUUACACCGUUUUUGGUCUAGUGGCUUAUAGACCAGUCUUCCAGGACUACUUCUACCAAACACUUAAAGAACUGUACGAAGACAAUGUCAUGUACUUGGAGUUUCGUGGACUCCUCCCCCAGGUCUACGAACUCAACGGUACAGUGUACAACCACGUGGGAGUCGUCCAACUGUACUUGGAGACACUCCAACGCUUCAAAUGCGAUUAUCCCGACUUCCACGGUGCGCGAUUUAUUUUCGCCCCAAGUCGUAACGUGGACAACAAAACCGUCGAAGACUACGUCACAAUAACCAAAGAACUGAGACAGUUAUUCCCCGAUUUCGUGGCCGGUUUCGACCUGGUGGGGCAGGAGGACUUGGGCAAACCCCUCGUUGACUUCAUCCCCCAGCUCCUCGAACUCGCCGAAACCGACACGAGAUUCUUCUUCCACGCUGGUGAGACCGACUGGGGCGGCACCUCCACCGACUUGAACGUCUUCGAUGCCGUUUUGCUCAACACCACCAGGAUUGGGCACGGGUUUGCGCUCGUGAAACACCCCAAAAUUUUGGAAGAGGUGAAAAAACGCCAAAUUGCUAUAGAGAUCAGUCCGAUUUCGAAUCAAGUCUUGAAGCUUGUUGAUGAUUUGAGGAAUCAUCCAGGGGCGUUUUUGGUCAAGUCUGGGUUUCCGGUUGUGAUAACGUGUGAUGAUCCGACUUUUUGGGGGGCGAAGGCUUUGAGUUAUGAUUGGUAUUUGGCGUUUAUGGGGUUUGGGGGAAGGGAGGGGGAUUUGAGGUUGUUGAAGCAGUUGGCGUUGAAUUCGUUGGAGUUUAGUGCGAUGGCGGAGGACGAGAAGUGUGAUGCUUUGGCCAAGUGGGAGGAGCAAUGGGAGGUGUUUUUGGAUGGGGUUGUGGGAGGGGGGAAGUGGGGGUUAAGUGAUUGGAUUAGUGUAAACAAGGUUUGAUUUUGUGUGAAUAAAAUUAUUGAUUGAA